Messenger RNA from Mytilus trossulus (common blue mussel), 2218 nucleotides. RefSeq lists its product as uncharacterized. NCBI's taxonomy places the organism in Eukaryota, Metazoa, Mollusca, Bivalvia, Mytilida, Mytilidae. Gene Ontology annotation, biological process: monoatomic cation transmembrane transport; metal ion transport. The coding region runs from base 203 to 2218 and encodes 671 amino acids. The transcript is spliced from 18 exons. Gene Ontology annotation, molecular function: monoatomic cation channel activity. Gene Ontology annotation, cellular component: plasma membrane. The record is from RefSeq and is a predicted model, not a curated record.
UCGUGGAUAUUUUGAAGUUGAUUUUUUGUUUGAUGGCAGUAAUACAAAGAAGAAGAUUAAAGUAACUAUCUGGCGAACCAAUCAACAAGAGAGAAAGAAAACAUUCAAACCAAGCUUAUUUAUUAUAUUUGCUGAUCACCCUGAACUGGACAAAGAAAAUCAACAAAAAGAAGAUAAGACAGAUAAACUGGUUGACGAAGUCAUGGAAUUUGCAAAGAAAACUAGACUACCAUGUCAAAUUGCUGGAAGAAAAAUCAUGUUUUACGGAGGAUCAUCCAGUUCUGUUUUUAUUCACUACAAUACAGACAAAGGUGUAAUUGAGGAACUUGUUAAAAAAGGAUUCCGACAAUUUGAAAGAGGCGAUAUAGAAGAAGAGGAAGACGAAAUUCAUUAUUUUAAACGAAUGGCAGAGUAUGCGUAUGGAGAAACAGUUUUGCCAGUCAUCAUUUCACUUAGAAAAGGAGGGUUGAGGAAAUCUGUGAUGCGCAGUGCUGCAGAAUCAAGAAUACCUAUAAUUCGAUUGAAGAAACACACAUAUGAUGUUGCUGUUUUGACACCUGUGAAGUAUGCUAACAGUAAAUGUUCAGUACAAAUGACAGAACAUAUCACAGAUGUUAAGAACCCAUGGAGUGUCAAGAAAUCAAAGUCAAAAUUUUUUGAUUUGGGACGUUAUGAUAAAGAGGAUGACCCUUACGAAAUAGAGUUUAUCUCAGAGGGUCCAGCUGACUACAAACAUAACUUUGAUGCUCUGAUAUGCUGUUUAAUAAUCGGAGUGUCGAUGGAAAGCAAAUCCCAGAGAAAGCGAAUUUAUGGGAACUAUACUGAUAUUUACCCGAAUGCCUUAUCGAUGUAUCUUCUAAAGGAAGGUAAAUGGAAGAUUCCAAAAGAACAUAUUAAGAAGUCAUUUAACCAGCGAUCAAUAGAGUACAUCUAUGAGAAGGAUUUGGCUUCUGAGUUUGAAAGCGGAUUGUGGUCAGAUUUACAGAAAGACACAAACAUGGCAUAUAUAUCUCCGCGGUUCACCGAUCAUAGAGAAAGCAGAGGUUUAUUUGGAUAUUUUAUGAAUACCGACUCUGACAGUGAUUCCGAUGAUGAAAGUGAAUUUGAAGAUAUUGCAUUUGAUAAUUACGAUAGCGAAAUAAACAUGCAUGAAGGACGAACAAGUGAAAAAGGAUCGAGACUGAAGGUGUCAAUAUCUGAGUUAUAUGGGCUUAUAUUUUUGGCCCUUUUACAAAAAGAGUAUUGGAACGGAGCAAAACAGUUAGUCGAAACUGGAUGCAUUCGAAUACACUAUAUUCUUGUUGGAUGUGUUAUUUUAGAAAAUGUUGCAAAAAACUGGCGAACUGCUCCUUUACUACAAGACAGACUCAAGAGAUUGAAUCAGGCCUUUACACAGAGGGCAUCUCGAAUUCUAAAGUGUAUAUAUGAGGCUGACACAAAAACUGAAAAAGAUAAACAGAAUCAGAAACGAAGGCAAUCUAAUGAAAAAGAGACGGAAACCUCUAAUAAAGUGGAAAUGGAAUUAGGUGAACAUAUUAAUCAUGCUGGAAGACUGUUGUUGAACCAUGGAUACAUGGAAGAUGCUAUAAAGACAGAGAACAAAACCUUUCUGGACAACACCGAAGUGAAGCAGAUUAUAAACAAAAUGUGGUAUGGAACAGAGAAGAGAAAUUUUAAAACGAUUCUUGUUUUUUUUGUUCUUGCAACCUGUCACAUCAUAUUGCUACCCUUACUGAUGAUCACUAUGGAAAGUCGUCCGUUGCGGUGGUUUUAUAAGCAAUACAAACUGCCUUUCAUGAAAGUUUGCAUUGAUUUGCUUGGAUUCCUGUCUCUACUUAUUGCUUAUGCAUACAUGCUGCUGUUUGAUUACAGUAAAGAUGGAAUUUCCCGAACAGACUAUUUUAUAAUCACUUGGAUGGUGAGCUUUUUAUUUGACGAAAGCAAACAGCAAAUCGUCGCAAUCAUACGAAACAAAUGGAAAUGUUACGUUGCUGACUGGUGGAACCGUUUGGACUGGAUAUCAAUUUUGGUAUAUACCACUGGAAUGCUUUUGAAGAUAGGCGAAAGACAGAAUCAACAAGAAACAUCAAAAGUGUUUUUGGUCGUAGCUUUUAUGCUUCUCUGUAUACGGAUAUUACAUCUAUUUUGUAUGUCAGAGAUUCUGGGUCCAAAGUUAGUCAUGAUUCGCAAAAUGAUAGAGAUAAACUGUCAACAGUAA